Molecule: messenger RNA, 648 nt
Organism: Psylliodes chrysocephalus
Lineage: Eukaryota; Metazoa; Arthropoda; Insecta; Coleoptera; Chrysomelidae
Source: the annotation of a GenBank genome assembly
AUGCAAGGAGCCAAGUUGAAGCAGAAGUUAAAAAUGUUCGAGAGAGAUUCUUUCCUAGACAAAGAGAAAACCAGGGAGAAAACAGCAGAAGUAAUUAUCAAAAUGUCAGAAAAGCAAGGUGUCAACGAUGUCAUGGUUUCCAUAGGUAUAAUAACUGCCCAGCUACAGGAAAGCAGUGUUCAAAAUGUAAAAAGUAGAAUCAUUUCUCAGCAGCAUGAAACCUCUGCUUAUUUUCAACCUUAUGAAUCAGAGCCAUCUCGUGACACCGUGAGGCAGUUGGCACCACCAGAAAAGAAGACGUCGGGGAAGCGCUCCAGUCUUCUGAUUCUCAAAUUGACGAAGGUUUUGAAAGCAAUAAAAGCACUAACAGGAAACCGAUCAAAAAGGGACAGCUUUGACGUAUAUGGCGAACACGUAGCAAAUAAAUUAAGAACGUAUAAGGCAUUUAUUCGAUCUAACGUAGAACAAAAAAUUAACUGUCUUCUCCAUGAUGCUGAUACGCAAAUGAUCUACCAAUCACAAGAACAGUGGAAUCAAAGGCCAACAUAUUUGCCACCAGUAAGUGUAUCUAGUGCAAGUUCCUCAUCUUAUCCAUCACCAUUUCCAUUUCCACAUCCAGGAAAUCAGAAAGCGUUCGACAUUCUGUAG